AUGGGGGCCCUGGAAGCCCAGCCGGGUCUCGGCCCUCCCCUGGCCGCCUUCCGCGCUGGCCCCGGUGCUGCGCACUGUUCUCCACGGCAGGUGUGCGGGCGGCCGGCCCCGGCGUCUCUGCCCGUGGCCCGAGCCCAGGCCUGGGCUCCGCUGGCACCUGAGCCCGAUGUCAAGUGGACAGGCGUCCAGCGAGGGCUGUGGGUGUGCCUGUUGGUGCCUGGAGCUCCAGAGGGGCCGCCGCCGUUGUGCAAGGGGGUGACCGUGCUGCCUCAGCCAGCAGAUCUCCUGAAGGUUCUAGAUUUCCACAACUUGCCUGAUGGAAUAACAAAGACAACAGGUUUUUGUGCAACACGGAGAUCGUCCAAAGGCCCAGAUGUCGCUUACAGAGUCACCAAAGAUGCCCAGCUCAGUGCACCUACCAAGCAGCUGUACCCUGCGUCUUCAUUUCCUGAGGAUUUCUCCAUCCUAACCACUGUGAAAGCCAAGAAAGGCAGCCAGGCCUUCCUGGUCUCCAUCUACAACGAGCAGGGCAUCCAGCAGAUCGGCCUGGAAAUGGGCCGCUCUCCGGUCUUCCUCUAUGAGGACCACACGGGGAAACCGGGGCCCGAGGACUACCCCCUCUUUAGGGGCAUCAACCUGUCGGAUGGCAAUUCCGCGCCGGGCGAUGUGGUCCCGCCGCCGCUGCUGUUCAGAGAGGCCACGGUGCUCCACGCUCCCAGCGGCCCCCAGGUCCGGCGCUGCUCCCCCCGCAGAGCGAACUGUGGCCGGGCACCUUAUACGCCUGAGCUCAGGGCCGUCCUGCUGGCCAUGCCCGUGGGGCCCCGAGGGGUGGACACUAUGGGCAGUGGGGGCCUCUGUUCCAGGCCCCCCAACAUCUCCCACCAGCAGCCGCCAGGAAAGGGCGACAUCCAGCAGCUGCUCUUCGUCUCGGACCACCGGGCGGCUUACGAUUACUGUGAGCACUACAGCCCUGACUGUGACACCGCGGUCCCCGACACCCCCCAGUCACAGGAUCCCAACCCGGAUGAAUAUUACCCGGAGGGAGAGGGGGAAGGUGAUGCCUACUACUAUGAGUACCCCUACUACGAGGACCCGGAGGACCCGGGCAAGGAGCCCGCCCCCACCAACAAGCCCGUGGAAGCUGCUAGAGAGACCACAGAGAUUGCCGAGGAGCAGACCCCGACCCCCACGGCAGCCCCCCCAGCGCCUGACACCAGCGAGGGGGCGGGGAAGGAGGAGGGCCCCGGCCUCGGGGACUAUGACUACAUGACCAGCGAGGACUACUACACGCCCGCCCCUUACGAGGACCUGAGCUACAGCGAGGGCUUCGAGAACCCCGACCUGCCGCCCGACCACGGCGCUGGGCCCGAGGUGCCCGCCAGCACCACCAGCACCGCCAACGCCUCCAACCCUGCUCCGCCUCCGGAAGACGACUUGGAAGGCGAGUUUACGGAAGAAACCAUCAGGAACCUGGACGAGACCUACUACGACCCCUACUAUGACCCCACGGUCUCGCCGUCGGAGAUCGGGCCUGGCAUGCCCGCCAACCAGGACACCAUCUACGAAGGGAUCGAAGGACCCCGAGGAGAGAAGGGUCAGAAGGGCGAGCCCGCCAUCAUCGAGCCUGGCAUGCUCAUGGAGGGGCCGCCGGGCCCCGAAGGCCCCGCAGGUCUCCCAGGACCGCCGGGAACGAUGGGACCCACUGGCCAAGUGGGUGACCCUGGAGAAAGGGGUCCCCCUGGACGCCCAGGCCUUCCAGGGGCCGACGGGCUGCCCGGCCCUCCUGGGACCAUGCUCAUGCUGCCCUUCCGCUUCGGAGGGGGCGGUGACGCCGGCUCCAAGGGUCCCAUGGUGUCGGCCCAGGAGUCCCAGGCCCAGGCCAUCCUGCAGCAGGCCCGGCUGGCGCUGAGGGGCCCGGCCGGCCCGAUGGGUCUUACUGGGAGGCCCGGCCCCAUGGGCCCUCCAGGGAGCGGAGGUCUGAAGGGCGAGCCGGGAGACAUGGGGCCUCAGGGUCCCCGAGGAGUGCAGGGUCCACCCGGCCCGGCCGGAAAGCCUGGCAGAAGGGGCCGCGCUGGGAGUGACGGGGCACGAGGGAUGCCCGGACAGACCGGCCCGAAGGGUGACCGCGGCUUUGACGGCCUGGCGGGGCUGCCGGGGGAGAAGGGCCACCGGGGUGACCCCGGUCCUUCCGGCCCGCCGGGACCUCCUGGAGAUGAUGGAGAACGGGGUGACGAUGGAGAAGUCGGGCCCAGAGGGCUGCCCGGGGAGCCCGGGCCGCGUGGUCUCUUGGGGCCGAAGGGGCCUCCGGGCCCUCCUGGACCUCCGGGUGUGACCGGUAUGGACGGCCAGCCAGGCCCGAAAGGAAACGUGGGCCCCCAGGGAGAGCCCGGGCCCCCGGGGCAGCAGGGUAAUCCAGGUGCCCAGGGUCUUCCAGGUCCCCAGGGCGCAAUCGGUCCUCCAGGAGAAAAGGGUCCCCUGGGUAAACCAGGCCUGCCAGGAAUGCCCGGUGCUGACGGACCCCCGGGGCACCCUGGCAAAGAAGGUCCUCCAGGAGAAAAAGGCGGCCAGGGUCCUCCUGGCCCCCAGGGCCCAAUCGGCUAUCCGGGUCCUCGAGGAGUCAAGGGGGCCGACGGCAUCCGCGGUCUGAAGGGCACCAAGGGCGAGAAGCCGGGGUCCGAUCAGGACCUGGACGCGGAGGCGGAGGGCGAGCCAGGAGCCCUGCACAAAGCCCUGCGCAUCCGGGCCGCGGUCCACCCUGUAUGUCUUGUGGUCCGUUCCUGCUUCGAGGACCAGGGCCGCGUCUGCGCACAGGCUACCCUGAUCUCCUGGGGCAAGCAGCAGUUCCGGGCUCCGGUGCCGGCCACGGUCUCCUCGCCCGGGUGCGGGGAGACUCACUGGAGAAGUGGGAGUGUGCAGCUGGAGAAGGCUUUCCACGUCUGCGCAGAGGGGCGGCGAGGCCGCUCAGCAGAGCCCACAGCUUGCUGUAUGGCGCUCUGCGGUGGGGAGAUCGGCCCCCCUGGUCCCAGAGGAGAAGAUGGCCCCGAAGGCCCGAAGGGGCGUGGAGGCCCGAACGGCGACCCAGGCCCUCUGGGACCCCCUGGGGAGAAGGGAAAACUCGGAGUGCCGGGAUUACCAGGCUACCCGGGAAGGCAAGGGCCCAAGGUAACGUCUGAGCGUGUCGGGCGCUGGGACACCGGCGUCCCCGGGGAGGCCCCUGGGGGAAACCCAGUGCGGCCCUACGUGCCCCCCCCAAGCCCUGCCCUGUCCACAGCCUGGCGCGGCGCCAGCCCCGGCUCGCGGGCGUGGGGUGCGGUAGGGAAGACGCGCCGCUCACGCACUGCAGACGCCAAGUCGCCGGCCGGCCCGGCGUCCACGCUGGCGAGAGCCAACGGCGUGAAGAAAGCAGAUGUUUCGUUAAUGUGCGGCACACCUGGCAAGCCGGGACCGCGGGGGCAGCGAGGCCCGACGGGUCCCAGGGGUGAGCGAGGCCCCCGGGGCAUCACUGGGAAGCCUGGCCCCAAGGGCAACUCUGGCGGCGAUGGCCCAGCCGGCCCUCCGGGUGAACGGGGACCCAAUGGACCCCAAGGACCCACCGGUUUCCCUGGACCCAAGGGCCCCCCGGGCCCUCCGGGCAAGGACGGGCUCCCAGGACACCCUGGACAGAGAGGAGAGACCGGUUUCCAAGGCAAGACUGGCCCCCCAGGGCCGCCAGGUGUCGUGGGCCCUCAGGGCCCCACGGGAGAAACGGGCCCAAUGGGCGAGCGCGGCCACCCUGGGCCCCCAGGCCCCCCCGGUGAACAGGGGCUCCCCGGCCUUGCUGGGAAAGAAGGGACGAAGGGCGACCCGGGCCCCGCCGGCCUCCCCGGGAAAGACGGCCCUCCUGGAUUACGUGGCUUCCCUGGGGAUCGAGGGCUUCCCGGCCCGGUGGGUGCGCUCGGACUGAAAGGCAGCGAAGGCCCCCCCGGCCCGCCCGGCCCCGCGGGAUCCCCGGGGGAGAGAGGUCCGGCUGGUGCUGCUGGGCCCAUCGGGAUCCCAGGGAGACCCGGGCCCCAAGGACCUCCAGGGCCAGCUGGGGAGAAAGGAGCUCCUGGUGAGAAAGGUCCCCAAGGCCCUGCUGGCCGAGACGGCCUCCAGGGUCCCGUGGGGCUCCCCGGUCCCGCCGGCCCCGUGGGUCCCCCCGGAGAAGAUGGAGACAAGGGAGAGAUCGGAGAGCCUGGUCAGAAGGGGAGCAAGGGGGACAAAGGCGAGCAGGGUCCGCCUGGGCCCACCGGUCCCCAGGGCCCCAUCGGACAGCCAGGCCCCUCCGGAGCCGACGGCGAGCCCGGCCCCCGCGGCCAGCAGGGCCUUUUCGGGCAGAAAGGUGACGAAGGUCCCAGAGGUUUUCCUGGGCCCCCCGGGCCAGUGGGGCUGCAGGGUCUGCCGGGACCUCCCGGAGAGAAGGGCGAGACUGGGGACGUGGGUCAGAUGGGCCCCCCAGGUCCCCCCGGCCCCCGAGGACCUUCCGGAGCUCCAGGCGCUGACGGACCACAAGGGCCUCCAGGUGGAACAGGCAAUCCCGGCGCGGUUGGAGAGAAGGGGGAGCCUGGCGAAGCUGGAGAGCCUGGCCUGCCUGGAGAGGGGGGCCCUCCGGGACCCAAAGGAGAAAGGGGCGAGAAGGGCGAGUCGGGGCCUUCCGGUGCAGCUGGACCCCCUGGACCCAAAGGCCCUCCUGGAGACGACGGUCCCAAAGGCAGCCCCGGCCCUGUGGGCUUUCCUGGAGAUCCUGGCCCCCCUGGAGAGCCUGGGCCCGCGGGUCAAGACGGCCCCCCUGGUGACAAAGGGGACGACGGUGAGGCUGGGCAGACGGGCUCCCCAGGCCCUACUGGUGAACCGGGACCGUCUGGGCCUCCAGGAAAACGGGGCCCCCCCGGGCCCGCAGGCCCCGAAGGCAGACAGGGAGAGAAGGGAGCGAAGGGGGAAGCCGGCUUGGAAGGCCCUCCUGGGAAGACUGGCCCCAUCGGCCCCCAGGGGGCCCCUGGGAAGCCCGGGCCCGAUGGCCUGCGAGGGAUCCCUGGCCCUGUGGGUGAGCAAGGUCUCCCGGGCGCCCCGGGCCCCGACGGCCCCCCCGGCCCCAUGGGCCCCCCAGGACUCCCCGGCCUCAAAGGAGAUUCUGGCCCCAAGGGGGAAAAGGGCCAUCCAGGCUUGAUCGGACUCAUCGGACCUCCGGGCGAACAGGGUGAAAAGGGUGACCGCGGCCUCCCUGGGCCCCAGGGCUCCUCUGGCCCUAAGGGAGAGCAGGGCAUUACUGGUCCUUCUGGCCCGAUCGGCCCUCCGGGCCCUCCCGGCCUGCCGGGUCCCCCUGGGCCAAAAGGUGCUAAGGGCUCCUCGGGUCCCACUGGCCCAAAGGGUGAGGCAGGCCACCCAGGACCCCCCGGCCCGCCGGGUCCCCCCGGCGAGGUCAUCCAGCCCCUGCCGAUCCAGGCGUCCAGGACCCGGCGGAACAUCGACGCCAGCCAGCUGCUGGACGACGGCGCCGGCGAGAACUACGCAGACUACGUGGACGGCAUGGAGGAGAUCUUCGGCUCGCUCAACUCCCUGAAGCUGGAGAUCGAGCAGAUGAAGCGGCCCCUGGGCACGCAGCAGAACCCGGCGCGCACCUGCAAGGACCUGCAGCUGUGCCACCCCGACUUCCCAGACGGUGAAUACUGGGUGGAUCCCAACCAAGGCUGCUCCAGGGACUCCUUCAAGGUUUACUGCAACUUCACGGCCGGAGGCGCCACGUGCGUCUUCCCCGACAAGAAGUCCGAGGGGAGUAAAAUGGCCCGCUGGCCCAAAGAGCAGCCUUCUACCUGGUAUAGUCAGUACAAGCGAGGGUCCCUGCUCUCCUACGUGGACGCCGAGGGCAACCCCGUGGGCGUGGUCCAGAUGACCUUCCUGCGCCUGCUGAGCGCCUCCGCCAACCAGAACAUCACCUACACCUGCUUCCAGUCGGUGGCCUGGCAGGACGCCGCCACGGGCAGCUACGACAAGGCCAUGCGCUUCCUGGGCUCCAACGACGAGGAGAUGUCCUACGACAACAGCCCCUACAUCCGCGCCCUGGUGGACGGCUGCGCCACGAAGAAGGGGUAUCAGAAGACGGUUCUGGAGAUCGACACUCCCAAGGUGGAGCAGGUGCCCAUCGUGGACAUCAUGUUCAAUGAUUUCGGUGAAGCGUCCCAGAAAUUUGGAUUUGAAGUGGGGCCGGCUUGCUUCCUGGGCUAGGAGCCGCGAGCCCGACCCCGAGAGCAACCUCGUGACCUCAGCGCGCCGUCUGCGGGCGUCCUGGACAGUGAAGGCCCCUCGCCCCUCCCCCGACCUCGUCUGCGCGGCCCCGACCCCACGCCCACAGAGAGCGAAGGGACAGGGCCGAGUCCCCUACCCCGGAGCCGAAUCACAUGACCUAGACGGCCCGCCGCCACCGGGCCCCCACUUUCUCAGCCCCCUCCCGUCGCCACCCCAUGCCACAGGGCCGGGAUGGGGGCCACACUUCUUGCCACAGAGCUGGCCGACCCAUCACCUGCAGGGAGAGGUCGCUGGGCAGGGCGGGGGGCGGGGAGGGGCUGCAGUAUUCGGAGAUCACUUUUUUUUUAAAAAGUCAACUUGAAGAUGUGUGUUUUCCCUGACCUGCAAGCCUUGUAAAGGCCGUCCCCGCCCUGCCAAAGCCUCUUUUUUUACUACACGAUCCGUUCACGGGCCAGAUGUCAUUCCGCAUGUGCCUUUCCGAUGGAUUCAAGGUGCUUUCAUUUUUGUGAGUUUUAAGUAAAUAUUUGUAUUGUAUUGUCAUAAAUGUGCAGUGUCCCUGACUUUCAAUCAUGCACGGAACCCCAGCUUCGGCCCCCCCCGGAGAGUGGGGACGAGGGGUGGGCGGUCCGUUCUGGGGAGAAGCCAAGUGCUCCCCCUCCCACCCCCCGGGCCUAGAAGGUACCACGAAGCGGAGGUAGGCUAUUCGCCAGCAGCCGCCGCGCCCCUCUGCAAUUUUUGGAUGAGCCCUGCAGGUUUUUCUUUAAUGGGGAGGAAGGAAAAAAAAGAACUUUAUGCUUUGCCUUUCUUUCAUGCACUUAGAUUUAAACGCAGGCAUAAAUUAAUUUUAAUUGCUUCCUUUCUCCAGGCUGCUUCCCGCAGAGCCUAACGGGAGAGAACGAGGUGGGGGGAGGGCCCACAGCCUCCGUAGCCGGCCCUCACGUGAUAAUUGGUGCUCACUUCUACCCUUUGUCGUUUGUGGUGCUAUCUGUUCUAAGGUCUCCUCGAAAGGCGAGGGGGGAGGGGGUGCCCGGCGCGCCUCACCCUCCCACCUUUCGUGGACCCCGUGGUCGCCUCCACGGUGCGGGUCUCUGCCAAGGACAUUAAGGUGGGCGCACGCCGCCUUCCUUCCCGUGGGGCCCACGCGCCUCUGCGCCCCCAGAUCGCGGCGAGGCCCGUCUCCGGUACCGGCCUGUGCUUCUGUGAUUUGAACACACACACACACACACACAAGCUGCUCCCCGCACCGUCCGUGGUGUGACCACAGCAGGUUGUGUCUGGUUGCCGAACGUUUGGUGCUAAUUUCCGUGUUCGUGCUAAGAACUCAAUUGAAGCUACGUGCGGGCCUCGGCGGCGGGCAGGCGGGCGGCAGGCUCGGCCGGUCUCCGCAGGGCGGCCGCGGGGCCUCCUCCCCACACGGGCGAUUUGGAUUUCCAUCUGCAAGCUUCCCGGGCGCAGGUCCCGGCCGCACCGGAGCUCAGGGCCGGCAGGGCUCCGUCUGGGUCCGGUUCCUCCUCCUCCACGAGCGAGGGCCCGGGGCUGCCUUCUGUGGGCGGAGGACCCGAGGGACCGGCGAGGACCGGCUGUCCCUUUACUGUGAAAAGCCGGCCAUGCCCUUUCCUUCCGUGGUGGGAGGGGCAGGUGGGGCCCCGGGCCCUGCUCAGCCCCCUCGGGGGGGAGAUGUGACGGGUCCGGGGCUGUCCCCUGCUCACCCCGCCCGCCCGGGAUACCACAGCAGAGACCCCACCCAGGCGACACGAAAUCACCCACUAGGAUUUCCCAAACUCCUAUGGAAACGGAGUCUUGCUGUUGCCAAAGAAAAGCCUGGCCUCGGGGUUCUUGCACGCCUAGGAAGCCGGCCCGCGCCCAUGACUGUCACGUCCGACUCUUCCCCAGCAGGGCCCUCCGGGAGGACUGCCGCGGCGCCCGUGGGUGUGGUCUAGGUCAUGUGAUUCCGGUCUGAUCCGCGCCCCUCCCGCGUCCUCCCCCUCUGUCCACCCCGUCUCCGUGGUCCCUUCGAAGCUGUCGUCAUCUGUACUGAAGUCAAGUGUGCCCCCUUCUCCGCGGACCCCUCGCUGCGGAAUAUUGCAAUAAAAAAUACUUCUUAUAUUUGCAGAAA
Molecule: messenger RNA, 8377 nt
Organism: Suricata suricatta (meerkat)
Lineage: Eukaryota; Metazoa; Chordata; Mammalia; Carnivora; Herpestidae
Gene: COL5A1
Product: collagen type V alpha 1 chain
Exons: 68
Coding region: 1-6240 (2079 amino acids)
Molecular function (GO): extracellular matrix structural constituent
Source: RefSeq, a predicted model, not a curated record